ACAGGUCCCCAUGCCCAGAGGCAGCAAAUGUCCAACAGCAGCUCCAUCACCCAGUUCCUCCUCCUGGCAUUCGCAGAUACGCGGGAGCUGCAGCUCUUGCACUUCUGCCUCUUCCUGGGCAUCUACCUGGCUGCCCUCCUGGGCAAUGGCCUCAUCAUCACCGCCAUAGCCUGUGACCACCACCUCCACAGCCCCAUGUACUUCUUCCUCCUCAACCUCUCCCUCCUUGACCUGGGCUCCAUCUCCACCACUGUCCCCAAAGCCAUGGCCAAUUCCCUCUGGGACACCAGCACCAUUUCCUAUGCAGGAUGUGCUGCCCAAGUCUUUCUGUUCGUCUUUUUCAUUUCAGCAGAGUUUUCUCUUCUCACUGUCAUGUCCUAUGACCGCUACAUUGCCAUCUGCAAACCCCUGCACUACGGGACCCUCCUGGGCAGCAGAGCUUGUGUCCACAUGGCAGCAGCUGCCUGGGGCAGUGGGUUGCUCAAUGCUGUGCUGCAUACAGCCAAUACAUUUUCACUACCACUCUGCAAAGGCAAUGCCUUGGACCAGUUCUUCUGUGAAAUUCCACAGAUCCUCAAGCUCUCCUGCUCAGACUUGUACCUCAGGGAGAUUGGGUUUAUUGUGGUUAGCGCUUCUUUUGCUUUUGGGUGUUUUGUUUUCAUUGUGCUGUCCUAUGUGCAGAUCUUGAGGGCCGUGCUGAGGAUCCCCUCAGAGCAGGGACGGCACAAAGCCUUUUCCACGUGCCUCCCUCACCUGGCCGUGGUCUCCCUUUUUAUCAGCACUAUUGUGUUUGCCUACCUGAAGCCCCCCUCCAUCUCCUCCCCAUCCCUGGACCUGGUGGUGUCAUUUCUGUACUCGGUGGUGCCUCCAGCAGUGAACCCCCUCAUCUACAGCAUGAGGAACCAGGAGCUCAAGGAUGCCCUAAGGAAACUGAUGACUGGAGACCUGGAAAGUAGCAAGCAUGACUACGCUGCUCUGGGUGUGAUGGUCAAGGGCAGGAGGGUGCAGAUGGUAUUCUUCUCCAUCCUGCUAUUGAGGGGAAAAGGUUUGAAAAGAAUUGGGCAGAUCCUGCAGUCAGACAAUCGGUUUUGCAACUGGUACCAGCAACAGCGUUUCUAUAGAAUGAGUCUCAUUCUGAAGAUCAACAACUGCAUGUAA
This is a messenger RNA of Gavia stellata (red-throated loon), 1158 nucleotides long. Its product is annotated as olfactory receptor 14C36-like. Gene Ontology annotation, cellular component: membrane. Gene Ontology annotation, biological process: G protein-coupled receptor signaling pathway. Lineage: Eukaryota; Metazoa; Chordata; Aves; Gaviiformes; Gaviidae. The record is from RefSeq and is a predicted model, not a curated record. Bases 28 to 1158 code for a protein of 376 amino acids. Gene Ontology annotation, molecular function: olfactory receptor activity; G protein-coupled receptor activity. The transcript has 2 exons.